Molecule: messenger RNA, 363 nt
Organism: Hippopotamus amphibius kiboko
Lineage: Eukaryota; Metazoa; Chordata; Mammalia; Artiodactyla; Hippopotamidae
Gene: SELENOK
Product: selenoprotein K
Exons: 4
Biological process (GO): endoplasmic reticulum calcium ion homeostasis; calcium ion transport
Cellular component (GO): Golgi apparatus; endoplasmic reticulum membrane
Source: RefSeq, a predicted model, not a curated record
GGGCGGGGCGCGGAGGGAGAUACGGAACCUGAGAGGGGCCAGGCCCCACUGUCGCUCUGGAGGCGGAGGAGCAGCAAGAUGGUUUACAUCUCGAAUGGACAAGUGUUGGACAGCAGGAGUCAGUCCCCAUGGAGUUUAUCUUUUAUAACAGAUUUCUUCUGGGGAAUAGCUGAGUUCGUGGUUUUGUUUUUCAGAACUCUGCUUCAGCAAGAUGUGAAAAAGAGAAGAGGCUAUGGAAGCUCAUCUGAUUCCAGAUAUGAUGAUGGAAGAGGGCCACCAGGAAACCCCCCCAGAAGAAUGGGUCGAAUUAAUCAUCUGCGUGGCCCUAAUCCUCCUCCAAUGGCCGGUGGGUGAGGAAGGUAA